Salvia hispanica is the source of this 781-nucleotide messenger RNA. Its product is annotated as RING/FYVE/PHD zinc finger superfamily protein. NCBI's taxonomy places the organism in Eukaryota, Viridiplantae, Streptophyta, Magnoliopsida, Lamiales, Lamiaceae. Gene Ontology annotation, molecular function: ubiquitin-protein transferase activity; zinc ion binding. The record is from RefSeq and is a predicted model, not a curated record. Gene Ontology annotation, cellular component: membrane. Gene Ontology annotation, biological process: protein ubiquitination.
AAUUUCAUAACUAUUGAAGGAAAACAUGAGAGGAAUCGUGUUAUUGAUAGAUGAUUUGAGGUCAUCAUAUUCAUCAAAUAUUUGCAGAAUUUGCCACGAAGAAGAAUUUGAGAGCUGCAAAACUCUCGAGACUCCUUGUGCUUGUUCUGGCACUGUCAAGUUUGCACACAGGGAUUGUGUACAGAGAUGGUGCGAUGAAAAGGGAAAUACAAUUUGCGAAAUUUGCUUACAGAAAUUUGAACCUGGCUACACAUCGCCACCAAAGAAAAUAAAGCUAAUCGAUGCAACAGUGACAAUAAGGGGGAGUUUGGAAGUGCCAAGAAAUGAGCAAGGAGAAAAUGAAAUAGUUGAAACAGAGCAUCAAUGUGAAGAUGCAGAUCAUAGAAGCCCUUCUUUUUGCACAACACUGGCUCUAAUUUUCACAGCUCUUCUUUUGACAAGACACUUAUUUGCUAUUAUAACUGGAGCAGGGGAUUACCCCUUUUCAUUACUAACUGUGCUUAUAGCCAGGGCUAGUGGUAUACUGGUUCCCAUGUACAUAUUGAUUAGGAUUUUAUCAGCACUACAGAGCAACAUUAGGCAUCAUUAUCAGAAUGCAGAUAGUGAGACAAACUCCAAUGAAGAUGAAGAGCAGUGGCAUAGUACUAGUAUGGAGGCACAAGUUUAACCAAUUAUUUGUACCUUCUGUGUAUUCUUCCCUCUUUUCCAAUUUUCUUUCACAUAGAGAUGAAGAUAUAGAAAAGCCUUGCAGAAAUAUAAUGAAGAUGACAUUUUUUUAUAA